AUGACAGAAGAUGCGAAGAAAGCCGUCGUCACCAUCGCGAGCAUCGCCGAUGACGUGAGCAGCGGGGCGUACUGCGAGCGCAUGCGCAUCGGCGACGUCCAGUGCCGAGCAGCGUGGCUCGGGCUGAUGGACUUCAUCCUCAACGCCAUCAGGAACAACAAGGGUGUAUCGCUUCCCGGCCUCGGCAGCUUUGCCGUGGGACGAUGUACCGAUCUUCUCCACGGGGGCGCCUCGGUUCGCGCGCCGGUCUUUGUCCUUCACCCGAAGUUCGACGUCCUGCCCCAGAAGAAGGCUCGAUUCUUCCUCAAGAAGCCCGCGACGUACACGCGCAUCAACUCCCUGGGCCUCUCCAAGCGAUGCGGCUUUCACAAGGCCGGCGUGACGCACGUGCUCAAGGAGUUCUUCGAUCGCAUCGCGACGUGCCUCGAGAACGAGUCCCCCGUCGACGUCGACUUCACCUUUGCGCGCCUGACCAACGUCCACGGCCGCGUCGAGUUUACCUUUUACCAGUCGUUCCUCAACGACUACGACAUCAUGGGCGAGGAGCAACCCGAGGUUGUGCGCAGGCGGUACCUCAAGAUCGGCGAGGCCAAGGAGCUGACCGACAAGGUCACUAACGUCACGCCGCUCGCGCAGGAAGAGGCGGCGAAGAAGGCUGCGGAGUUGAAAGCCGUCGCCGAGCGGAUCGCGCCGCAGGUUGAGGAAUCCACCGCCGAUCUGCCCGCGCCGCUUCGCAACCGCCCGCUUCACGACUCGCCCCCGACCGCGGCGACCGACCCCGGUGAUCGCUUCAUCGCCAUCUGCGGCAAGCUCGACCGCAUCGGCAGCGGAUGCAUCGAUCGGUUCGUCCUGGAGCGCGUGCUCAACGGCGAGGAAUGCCGCGGCUUGAUACGAGACGUUCGCGCGGGAUUUCUCUUCGACCUGCUCAAGGCGCACGCGGGAGGACGGUCGGGACGGUUCGUCCACUACCUGCCACUGCUCCGUGAUCUCGAGGCGGAGAACGUGGCGAUCGCGAGGGCCAAGGAGGAGGCGGCGGCGGCGAGGGAGCGCGAGCUGGCGCGGAUCGAGGAGGAGGAGAGAGUCGCCGCCGAAAAGAGGGCUCGUGCCGAGGAGGAAGCCGCGGCGGCGGCCAAGGAAAUCGCGAGGUGCGCGAUCGCCAACGUCAUCUCCAAGCCCGUGGACCCGGCCGAGUCGAUCGGGUUCCUCUUCCACUCGCAGGGAGCCGGGGCUAAGGGGCAGGAUAGGUCCCAACUGGCCAAGUUUAACAGGGAAUACGCCGCGGCGGUAGCUGCGUACAAGAAGGGGAGCGCGGGCGGCGUGACCCCCAAGGUAACCAACAACCACGCCGCGGACGCUGCGGCGACGGAGUCGCACGUGAACCAGCUCGGCGCGUUCCUUCAGAGCCAGAUGGACGAGAAGAUGCGCAAAGAAAGGGAAGAACGGGAAAACUGGGCACAGAUUGAGAACGAACGCAUCGAGCGGGGCAGACGCGAGGAAGCGGAGGCUCACGAUCAGGAGCGGGAGAAGGCGAGGAGGAUCGCGCAGGAGCUCCUGGCGGGUUGGGAGAAGCAGCAGGCGGACCGUUCAAAAAUCAAGCAGAGCGCGCGGGUGAUGGGAGAGUCGUGGCCGUUCGCGCCGGAACACUUCAAGCCCACGACGCCGCUUCGACUGUAA
This is a messenger RNA of Micromonas commoda, 1674 nucleotides long. RefSeq lists its product with no specific name. The transcript has 2 exons. The record is from RefSeq and is a predicted model, not a curated record. The coding region runs from base 1 to 1674 and encodes 557 amino acids. NCBI's taxonomy places the organism in Eukaryota, Viridiplantae, Chlorophyta, Mamiellophyceae, Mamiellales, Mamiellaceae.